Messenger RNA from Fusarium sp. VM40, 1215 nucleotides. The record is from the annotation of a GenBank genome assembly. NCBI's taxonomy places the organism in Eukaryota, Fungi, Ascomycota, Sordariomycetes, Hypocreales, Nectriaceae.
AUGUCGCCCGAUCACGGAUCCUCGCGGUCGCGACGAGGAGUUUGGACUCACUGGGUGCCUCUUGCAGUUACACUUACAGUUGCUACUGUAGGCGUCGCUGCUUGGGUAUGGAGUCAGCGAAAAGACGAGGAUGACGAAGACCGCCACCUAGACUACGACAGCUACGCUCACGAAGGCGACAACAAUCAACCCCACGGCUCGCGCGAUCUUCAAGGACCUGAGAAACCACCACGACCCGAUGAUCAAACCCAUGGAAUUGCGCUAGCGGACGAAGAAGCAGGCAAUGGAGGCUGGGGCUCGCGGGUUACUGGCGCUCUGCGACGAACACCGAGCCCGCAGCAGUUCUUCGAUUCGACAGGUAAGACUGUGGCGGCUGGUGUCGCGGCUGCGAGUGCAGCUAUGGGCAAGGCUUUGGCAUCCAUUCGAGAGGAGGACAAGAACCCCUUUGACGACACCAAUCCCUGGCAAGACGAAGCAGAUGCUAAGAAUGAACGAGCGCCCGCCGAUACGUCGUCUCCACUCAUCGGCGGCAGUAGGCGACGCAAGACGGUUGCGAUUGUGGUGUCUGCCGAGACGGGCGCCGUGCCUGAAGAGGAGGAUGCGUACCACGAACACGCCUCGAUCCUCUCCCACAUCCCUCGACACAUCGAUCAUUCCAAGGUUAAGCUAUUCGUUUUGAUUUACGCUCCUGGUCUCAAGGAACCUUCUAUGGAUACUGCUACUAGUAACCUUCCGCCAACUUCGCUCAGCUCUUCAUUUUCUAACAUUGGACACGAUCAAGUUCAAACUCCUGCUGAAGAAUCAAAGAACCAGCUCGAAUCCGCAAGCCCUGCCUUCAACUCCAUCUAUUCACAGGCUUUGGGCUUGGUUGAAAAGGAGACCAUGGUUCUACCUUUCACCACGCCUAAUGGUCAUGUUCACAUUCUGCGACACCUUCAACCGGAAGUCAUCUACCUGCAAAAGGCCCUUUCUGGCCAGGAUGGCAGUAUCAUCACUACCAUCCAGACCUGGCUUCGACAUGACGUCAUCCUCGUCGUCGGAGCAGAUGGUGGCUCUGGUGGUUUGGCUGAUAGUGAAUCCGAGGCUGAGAGGGCCGGAAAGCAUGUAGAGUGGUGGCAGCGCCCCGAAAGAGUUGGACGAGGACGUGGAGUUGUUGUUGUUGAUAGUAUAAGGCUGAAUGACGAUUGGGCGCGUCGAGUUCAAGGUCGCGAAUGA